Cucumis melo (muskmelon) is the source of this 1819-nucleotide messenger RNA. RefSeq names its product phosphoenolpyruvate/phosphate translocator 2, chloroplastic. The record is from RefSeq and is a predicted model, not a curated record. Gene Ontology annotation, biological process: transmembrane transport. Gene Ontology annotation, cellular component: membrane; Golgi apparatus. NCBI's taxonomy places the organism in Eukaryota, Viridiplantae, Streptophyta, Magnoliopsida, Cucurbitales, Cucurbitaceae. Bases 412 to 1707 code for a protein of 431 amino acids. The transcript is spliced from 9 exons. Gene Ontology annotation, molecular function: antiporter activity.
AUUGGGAAGAAAGAAAUUGUGGCGUUGUGUAUAGAGGGAGGGGAAGAAGGGAAAGAAUUAAAACGAAUCCCCUAAAUUUGCUGAAAGGUCCAUUUCAAAUUUAAAUUAUCCUAUUAGCCCUUGGUUCCGUUACGACUGACCAUGGACAUGGAGUGGGCCUUGUUUACACCAUAACCAUAAAAUCGAUGGCGCCAAUUUCACUCUCCAUCUUAAUCAUCCCUCCCCUGAUUUUCAGUUUCAGCCAUUAGUUUCCAUGCCCCAUUGAUUCCUUUUCUCUCCUCCAAUCGCCGCCCCUUGCCGGAGCUCCUCCUCCUCCUCCUCCCACGUGAAAUGCGUGUUUCACGUGUGAACAUUUCUUGGUUUUUUUCUUCUUAUAUUCUUAAUCAUCUGUGAGAUUUUUCUUCGAUUGAGAUGUGGAAUAACGCUGUAAUGGCUUUGGCUAUGUCGUUUUCCCCUAAUUCUAUUGCUACGGCUACUGCGGCUAUUCCAAGCCCUAACCGAAGCCCUAAUUUCCCUCACUUUUCGCACAUUCUUCAUUUCCGUUCUCACGAAUCAAUUUCAUGGCGUUCUUCUUCUUCUUCUUCUUCUUCUUCUUCUUCUUCUUCUUCUUCUUCUUCUUCUUCUUCUUCUUCUUCUUCUUCUUCUUCUUCUUCUUCUUCUUCUUCUUCAUCGAUCUCUGUUUCUUCGUUCGGAUCUACUCCGAGGCUUCAGAAGUUUGUUGUAAUGGCUGCUUCCUCUGUGCCGGAGAGUGCCGGGGAGGGCGUGGAAUCGGUUGAUUUGGUUCAAAAUCUCCGGCUUGGUGCAAUGUUUGGGAUUUGGUAUCUCUUGAAUAUCUACUACAAUAUUUUCAACAAACAGGUUUUGAAAGCUUUUCCGUUUCCAACUACGGUGACAGCUUUCCAGUUCGGGUGUGGUACGAUCAUAGUAAACUUAAUGUGGGCUCUUAAUUUUCAUCAGAGACCCAAGAUCAGUCCAUCCCAGUUUGCUGCCAUUCUUCCGGUGGCUGUAGCGCACACAAUGGGAAACAUAUUAACCAAUGUGAGUCUUGGGAGAGUGGCGGUUUCAUUUACUCACACCAUCAAAGCAAUGGAGCCAUUUUUCACCGUCCUUCUCUCUGCUUUGUUUUUGGCUGAGAGGCCCACUUUUUGGAUUGUUUUUUCUCUGGUUCCAGUUGUAGGAGGAGUGGCACUCGCUUCUUUUACUGAAGCCUCAUUUAAUUGGAUUGGCUUCAGCAGUGCCAUGGCUUCAAAUCUUACCAAUCAAUCACGUAAUAUCCUCAGCAAAAAGCUCAUGGUCCACAAAGAGGCAUUGGACAACAUCAAUUUGUUCUCUGUAAUUACCAUCAUUUCGUUUAUCCUGCUGGUUCCCUCGGCUCUUCUCCUUGAAGGCACUAAAUUUAGUCCUUCAUACUUGAAAUUAGCUGCAAAUCAAGGGUUGAAUAUUAGAGAACUAUGCAUUAGGUUGCUUCUAUCUGGCAUCUGUUUUCAUAGUUAUCAGCAGGUUUCAUAUUCAAUACUACAAGAAAUUUCACCGGUGACCCAUGCAGUAGGAAAUUCUUUGAAGCGAGUGGUGGUUAUAGUGUCUUCGGUUAUUUUCUUCCAAACAACAGUCUCACCUCUAAACGCCUUCGGAACGGGCAUAGCUCUAAUGGGAGUAUUCUUGUAUUCAAGGGCUAAGCGUAUGAACUCAAAACUCAAGUCUUUGUAAAUUAUUAUUAUUACUUUUUUUUUCUUUUCUUUUCUUUUUUCCUCUCUUCUUGGUCCUAUAACCAUAUGUAACAUACAACUAGUGUUUACUAUACCACUAGAAUUCGUAGUUA